Molecule: messenger RNA, 483 nt
Organism: Lottia gigantea (owl limpet)
Lineage: Eukaryota; Metazoa; Mollusca; Gastropoda; Lottiidae
Exons: 2
Molecular function (GO): protein binding
Source: RefSeq, a predicted model, not a curated record
GGUGAUGAAGUCACACAUUACAUCAUUGAAAAACGUGAUGCUGAUAGUGACAAAUGGGAGAAGGUUGCUAAGGUACCAAGAAAGACAACUGCCUUUGAUAUCAAGAAUCUACCAGCAGAGGGAGCCUUCUCCUUCCGAAUUUUUGCUGAGAAUCCGUCUGGAAUCAGCGAACCUGUAGAACUUCGAUCACCAGUUAAACUACAGGCCAGAAAAGGAAAACCAUCUCCACCAGCAGAGGCACCAGAAAUUCUGGAAGUCGGACCUCACUACGUGUCGUUGUCAUGGAAACCACCAGAGUCUGAUGGUGGAUCACCAAUCACUGGUUAUUUUGUGGAACGUUCCGAUGCCUCUGGUCGCUCCUGGAUACCCGUCAAUAAGGUGGCUGUUCAGGAUCUGAAUUACAGAGUCAAUGAUCUGUUUGAAGGAAACCAGUAUGAGUUCCGAGUUCGAGCUGAGAACGCUAAAGGAGUCAGUGAACCAUCU